UCGUCAUCAACGACUUCGACAACGACCUGGCCAACAAGAGCGUGAGCAACUCCCUCAAGGCCCUCAAGGACAAGAGCCCGGACAAGCUCGGCCAGGUCUACGUGGCCCUGGUCAACAUAAGCGACGGCGAGGAGACCAUCAACAGCGUCUGCUCGGUCUGGAAGUCGGCCCUGCGCAGCAAUCCGGACGAGAUACCCGACUUCGUGCUCGACGUGACGACCUUCGGCGCCGGCGCCGAGACGGUCAAUCGUUUCACGGCCUUGCUCGGCAUACCCACGGUUUCGGCACAGUUCGGCCAGGAGGGUGAUCUGCUCGGCUGGAGGGAGAUCACCGAGGAGCAGAAACAAUACCUGAUCCAAGUGAUGAACCCGGCGGACCUGAUGCCCCAGGUGAUACGCCAGCAGUGCCUCGAGUUCAACAUCAGCAACGCCGCGAUCCUCUUCGACGACAACUUCGUCAUGGACCACAAGUACAAGAGUCUGCUGCUCAACGUGCCCACGCGCCACGUCAUAGUGCCCACCCGGGAGGCCGGCGAGCCGCUUCAGCAGCAGAUCUCGCGUCUGCGCGACCUCGACAUCGUCAACUUCUUCGUGCUGGGCGACGAGUCGACCAUAGCCGCGGCCCUGUCGGCGGCGAGCAAGCUCAACUUCACCGGCCACAAGUACGGCUGGUUCGGCAUCAGCCUCGUGCAGGACUUCUCGCUGCUCUGCCAGGACUGCUCGAGCAUGUCCCUGAUGCUGUUCAAGCCCAAGCAGUCGCAGAACCAGCAGCAGCUCAACGAGCUCAUGAGCAAGGGCCUCCUGCAGAUCCCGCUGAUCAUGUCGGCCUUCUACUACGACCUUGCGAAGCUGGCGGUGCUGGCGAUGAAGUCGGCCCUGGACGCGGGCGAGUGGCGCAGGCCGCGCUUCGUCGACUGCGACGACUUCAACGAGAACGUGACGGUGGCGAUGCGCAACGUCGACCUGAGGAGGCGGCUGCGCCAGGUGAGCAGCGGCAGCGGCUUCAGUCCGACCUACGCGGGCUUCCACUGGGGCAACAAGAACGGCGAGAACCACGCCAAGUUCGACGUGGACGUCAAGCUCUGGAUCGUCAAGGACUCGAAGGUCGUGAACGAGGAUCAGGUGGCGUUCUGGGAGGCCGGCAUCGACAACAAGCUCAAGGUGGAAAAGGCAUCGAUGGCGGCGAGCCACACCGCGGUGACGAGCUACCGCGUGGUGACGGUCAUCAAGCCGCCCUUCGUGAUGCGCGACAAUCAGACCGGCAACUGGUCCGGCUACUGCAUCGACCUGCUCAAUCAGAUACGCGACCUGGUGCAGUUCGAGUACGAGAUACGCGAGGUCGAGGACAAGGAGUACGGCAACAUGGACGAGGCCGGCAACUGGAACGGUAUGGUGCGCGAGCUCAAGGACAAGAAGGCCGACAUCGGCUUGGGGGCGCUGGCGGUGAUGGCCGAGCGCGAGAACGUCGUCGAUUACACGGUGCCGUACUACGACCUGGUCGGUAUCUCGAUAAUGCGACGCAAGCCCAAGGCCGCGACGUCGCUCUUCCAGUUCCUCACCGUGCUCGAGACGGACGUCUGGCUGUGCAUACUCGGCGCCUACUUCUUCACCUCGCUCCUCAUGUGGAUCUUCGACAAGUUCUCGCCCUACAGCUAUCAGAACAAUCGCGAGAAGUACAAGGACGACGAGGAGAAGCGCGAGUUCACCCUCAAGGAGUGCUUAUGGUUCUGCAUGACCUCGCUGACGCCCCAGGGUGGCGGCGAGGCACCCAAGAAUCUCUCCGGGCGACUCGUGGCCGCCACCUGGUGGCUCUUCGGCUUCAUCAUCAUCGCCUCGUACACGGCCAAUCUCGCCGCUUUCCUCACGGUGUCGCGACUCGACGCCCCGGUCGAAUCGCUCGAGGAUCUCAGCAAGCAGUACAAGAUCCAGUACGCGCCCAUCAUCAACUCGUCCGAGUAUCGCUACUUCGAGCGCAUGGCCGCCAUCGAGAAUCGCUUCUACGAGAUCUGGAAGGACAUGAGCCUGAACGACAGCCUGUCGGACGUCGAGCGCGCCAAGCUCGCCGUCUGGGACUUCCCGGUGAGCGACAAGUACACCAAGAUGUUCCAGACCAUGAAGGACACGGGCUUCCCCAAGAAUCUGGACGAGGCGCUGGAGCGAGUCAGAGCCGAGGACAAGACCGAGUUCGCCUUCAUCGGCGACGCCACGGACAUCAAGUACCUCGUCAUGACCAAUUGCGAGUUCAUGCAGGUGGGCGACGAGUUCUCGCGCAAGCCCUACGCCAUCGCCGUGCAGCAGGGCUCGCCCCUCAAGGAUCAGUUCAAUAACGCGAUUCUAAUGAUGCUGAACAAGCGCAAGCUCGAGGCGCUCAAGGACCAGUGGUGGAACAAGAAUCCCCUGAAGCAGCAGUGCGAUAAGGCCGACGACCAGAGCGACGGCAUUAGCAUCCAGAACAUCGGCGGAGUUUUCAUCGUGAUCUUCGUCGGGAUCGGGCUCGCCUGCGUCACAUUGAUUUUCGAGUACUACUAUUAUCGCUAUCGGCCGCAGGCCCGACAGCGCCAUCAAGAUCGCAGCUCGAAAACUAAGUUAGCCCCGGGCAUUACCAAGCCCAUGAAGUUCAACCUGAGACCGGCGCCUACCCAGAGUUUCGAGCAGAUCGACACUACUGGCACCAGCGGCGGUGGCGGUGGCGGCGGCGGCGGCGGCGGCGUCGGCCACAGAUCGAGAUAUUGA
Trichogramma pretiosum is the source of this 2732-nucleotide messenger RNA. RefSeq names its product ionotropic receptor 25a (gene Ir25a). Gene Ontology annotation, biological process: monoatomic ion transport; synaptic transmission, glutamatergic; modulation of chemical synaptic transmission. Gene Ontology annotation, molecular function: transmitter-gated monoatomic ion channel activity involved in regulation of postsynaptic membrane potential; glutamate-gated receptor activity. The transcript is spliced from 4 exons. NCBI's taxonomy places the organism in Eukaryota, Metazoa, Arthropoda, Insecta, Hymenoptera, Trichogrammatidae. Gene Ontology annotation, cellular component: postsynaptic membrane; plasma membrane. The record is from RefSeq and is a predicted model, not a curated record. The coding region runs from base 363 to 2732 and encodes 789 amino acids.